Drosophila teissieri is the source of this 639-nucleotide messenger RNA. RefSeq lists its product as uncharacterized. The coding region runs from base 136 to 318 and encodes 60 amino acids. The transcript has 2 exons. The record is from RefSeq and is a predicted model, not a curated record. NCBI's taxonomy places the organism in Eukaryota, Metazoa, Arthropoda, Insecta, Diptera, Drosophilidae.
CUUAUAAUAAACAAAGAAGCCCUACUAUACUUGUCAAAUUCAUCUCAAUAAUCCAUUCACAUUCCGUUCCCCCCUGUUUGCAUACAUCAAAGGCACCAAUUUAGGUCCAAAAUUCAAAAUUAAAAAAAAACAAAUAUGUCCGAUAUCAAUUUGACUGCCUAUAACGUCUUUCGCCGCGAUCUGGCCAAAAUAUUCAAGACAUUCAACUCGUAUACUCAAACCGAUUUUACUGGGGAAAUUGGCACCAGCACAGACUUCGAUUGCAAAGCUGAUUUGGAAACAAAUCUUUCCCAACUUUACGAUCUUGAUUUGGAUUAGGUGCAUGAGGUAGAAGAGGUUUAUCCGAUUGUGAUGGAAUCCAGAGUUAAGGAAAGUAGCCUGGAACGAUCGCACUCCAAGAUCACUACGGAAUCCAGCAGAACAAGACAUCUGGGAUCGCCAAAAUCGCGAUUUCCGGAUAACGAAUAAGUAGUCAAUCAGGCGAUGACCUCAUGAUGUUUAGAAUCGCGAUCUUCAUCUGAAUCGGAUGAAUCCGAGUCCCAAAAAUCAGGUUACACCACGGAGAGUGGCUACCAAAGAGUAUCUGUAUACGAGCUCCUUUUACAAAUUAGUUUGCAUGCCAGCAUCCCGUAUCCUUAC